GAUCGGAUUUUUGCAGACUCUAUCUCUAAGCAAAGAACGAACUUCUCUCACUAAAAGACACUCUCCCAACUCUAUUUUUCCUUCCUUUAAUUCCCAAGCUCUCGGCUAAUCCUUGUUGUUCAUUCUUCUCGACCCAUUCUCGUGAAUCUCACUCCUACACUCAGUUAGGUUCAAACAGUUAAUAAUCCUAACUAUCAAUGGUUAGCUAUUGGUUGUUGAACAGUUCGCUGUUGAAUUAUAAACCACUAACUUUUCUAGUUUAGUAUCUGAAGAGAAAAUUUUCUAACUAACUUGACGAGGAUCAUAAAUUCUUCAACAAUAAAUGUGGCUAAUUAGGUCUUGACCAUUCCCAUCAGCUUGGGACUAAUAUGUGCAUUUGCCAUCCCAAAUUCUAGAAUCUGGAAAACAGUAACACCCAUUUCCAAUCAAAGGAGAAUAAGAUUCAAAGAUAUUGUUGGAUAUUAUCAAAAUAAUCAUAUGAACGAAUAAAGCCCACCCCAAAAAAUUGUCACGUAACAGGUGGAAGGUUCGCGAGGACUUUAACCACUUUUGAGAAGAAUCAGAGUGGAUUUGGUAUUGCGUUUUGCAGGCACUUCAAAUGUUCAUUUAGAUGAUUGACUGAAGUAAUAGGCAGGCAGGUAAGCAGAGAGUUAUAUUAUAUGCAACCAGUUGGAGUAGUUCUCUCUUACAAUUUCAAAAUAUCUCUCCUGCAUUUGUCUCCUUUUCAGUACCCCACCCUCCUCCUGAAAACUCCAAACCCUGCAGUCUGCUUCGCAUAUAUAUAAACAAACGCUACUACUAACUCAGCCAUGGCUUGCUCCAUAAUUCUCCUCCACAACCAGCUGAGAAUAUAUGUGAUGGAGAAGCUGAGAAUCCUACCACAGAUGAAACCGGUCCCUGAUUCCAGAAAACUGUGAGCCUCUGUUUUUGUUUCCCACCCUUCUCCCCCUUAUCCCUUUGGCUAAAGAUGCUUCUUUUCCUGUGUCUUUUUCUCCAAGCUGGAAUCUUUACACCAUUGCUCUCUCUUUCCCUCUCUCCCUCCCCCUUCUCUUUCUAGUGUUCGGCCUCUAAACCAGAACAAAGCGCAUACUCGCCCGUGAAAAGAGAGACAGUUUACCAGGAAAGGCUAAAAAGCAAAGCUUAAUUGGAUAAAAGAUAAAGUGCCAAUCUCUUCUCGUUGCCCCUUUUUUCGGGUAGAUUUACCAGAAUCCCAUAAAAAUCUCCCGCGGCCGUUACUCUACACACCCCAAAAUGACACGAUUCCUCGCCCUCCACCGCCGGCUCUCGGAUUCGGACUUCAGCUCGCCCCCGCCGCCUCCGAAUAAUGGAACCGGGGGCGACCCGUACAUCAGCCAGACGAAUUUCGACGCCAACAUGGUGAUAAUUCUGGCGGCGCUGCUCUGCGCGCUCAUCGGGGCUCUGGGUUUGAACUCGAUCGUCCGCUGCGCGUUUCGAUGCAGCCGGAGCCUGGUGCAGGAGUCGCCGGGGCAGGCGGCGGCGCGUCUGGCGGCGACGGGUCUGAAGAAGCGGGAUCUGAGGCAGAUCCCGGUCGCCGUUUACGGCUCGGAUGACGCGGCAAUUGCGGUCACGGAGUGCUCGAUCUGUUUGGGGGAAUUCAUGGAUGGGGAGAAAGUUCGGGUUCUGCCCAAGUGCAAUCACGGGUUCCAUGUGUCGUGCAUCGACAAAUGGCUGCUCUCCCGCUCCUCCUGCCCCAACUGUCGGCAUUCGCUCCGGGAGCCGCCGAAAGCGGGUUCGGAUCCUAGGCCCGCGGAAAGUGACCCGCAAGGUAACGUUGCUGUAGUUGUCGAGGAAGGGGACAGAAGAUGAGGUUGAUUGCCUGUCCAGGCCUGGAAGGGUUAUCCAUCCGCCAGCUGUUUGAUUAAAUGCCUCAAUGAGUGGACGGGAAAACUUGCUUUUUUAUCUCAGAGCAGAGCGUUUCUCGCUGGUUGCUGGCCUAAUUGUAAAAGCUGCUGAAUUUUGGUAGAUGUGUAACAUAUAAUUGUAAUAAGCGUUUCUAGUUUAGAUUUGCUUCCCAAAUGGGGGUUUCUUUCUGUCUCAGAUUUCAGCCAUUGCUACUAAAUUGAGUUCUGCAUCAGUGGGUGUCUGCUUAAUUAGCUUUGCUGGUUGCAGAACUCAAUUUUGUGUUCACUUGUAUGUUCCAGGGAGCUGCAAACGUGUGAAUGUGAAUUGGGAAGCAUUGCUGUGGCGGAAGCAAACUAGUACCAGUAACUAAUCUCCUUCUUCAUCAUUCGGUCAAUUCUAAUUUUACUGGAUCUAUAGUUGCCUGGCUAUUUGGGGAUUGAAUGAGAGUUGCCACCUAAUUGAACAGCGACGUAUGAAUUAAUUGGCUGAAGUGGGGUGGAUAGGUGUCCUUUUAGCGCCAUGAAACUGGGUUCGUCUUCGGCUUAAUUGCAGUGCAAGAAAGAAGGCAAGGUUUUGUAGUAUGCUUUUAAGGGUUGUGGCCCAAAACCACCGCGGUUGCUGGCUGGGACCUCCUCCCUUAUCCGGGUGAGGGAUGGGCGGUGAUCGUUUGAGACACGGAAAGCUCUAACCUUCCCGUCAAUUUAACGUUCAAAAAACCAACUAACCACUUCUUUUAAUGAAACUUCACAUUCAAAACACUACUCAAAUCAGUGACGGAGGCAGCAUUUCAAACCACCUAUGUCCUCUUUUCAUAACUUAAAUAUAUAAAUAUUUAAUAAAAAAAUUAUUUAAUAAAAAAUAAUUAUAUCCAAAUAAUUCAUUCAUAAAUUAAAAAUAACCGAUUAUACUAUCAUACUUUUCAGAAACAACUACGAAAGAAUUUCAAAUAGUGAAAGAAGCGCAAAAACAUUUGUUGUCUACACUAUUAUAUAAGUCUCUUUCAAUGUAUCUUACUAAACAAGUAUUAGCAAACUAGUCACCAAAUCGACUUGGAAACUUGUUCUAAAUAUAACUCAAAGCUGAAAAUGCUCUUUUUACACUUGCAGUUGUAAUUGGUAGAUCAAAACUAGCAGGAUUGUCGUUGUCGCUAGACAAUUUCAAGGUUGUUGAGGAAAGAUCAAAUAGGCAUAAGGAGAAAAGAGACUCGAUUAGUUCUUUAUUGCAAUUGGAAUUUCGUUUAUUGUAUAAUAAAUUAAUUUUAUGUCA
Linum trigynum is the source of this 3129-nucleotide messenger RNA. The record is from the annotation of a GenBank genome assembly. NCBI's taxonomy places the organism in Eukaryota, Viridiplantae, Streptophyta, Magnoliopsida, Malpighiales, Linaceae.